This is a messenger RNA of Manis javanica (Malayan pangolin), 1942 nucleotides long. Lineage: Eukaryota; Metazoa; Chordata; Mammalia; Pholidota; Manidae. The record is from RefSeq and is a predicted model, not a curated record.
GCACAUAAAUAUGCCAGCCUCACAGAAUCCUGCUGGGUGGGAAGGAAAGAUCUGCACAUACAGACCAGCAAAGAGUAGCUCAUCCUGUGGAAGGAAACUCAGAGGAGAGACUCUCGGAAGGACAGCGGCCAUGGACCUGAUCCCAAGCUUUUCCACGGAAACCUGGGUCCUCCUGGCUACCAGCCUGGUGCUCUUCUACCUAUAUGGGACCUACUCGCAUGGACUUUUUAAGAAGCUGGGAAUUCCUGGGCCGACACCUCUGCCUCUUUUUGGAACUGUCCUGUCUUACCGCAAAGGCUUUUGGGAUUUUGACAACAAAUGUUUUAAAACCUAUGGAAAGAUGUGGGGGUUUUAUGAUGGUCGACAACCUGUGUUGGCUAUCACGGAUCCAGACAUGAUCAAAGCCGUACUAGUGAAGGAAUGUUAUUCUUUCUUCACAAACCGGCGGAAACUUGGCCCAGUUGGACUUAUGAAAAGUGCUCUCACAGUGUCUGAGGAUGAAGAAUGGAAGAGAAUACGAGCAUUGCUGUCCCCAACUUUCACCAGUGGAAAACUCAAAGAUAUGUUCCCCAUCAUUGGCCAGUAUGGAGAUGUGCUGGUGAGGAACCUGAGGAGGGAGGCAGAGACGAGCAAGCCCAUCACCAUGAAAGACAUCUUUGGGGCCUACAGUAUGGAUGUGAUUACUAGCACAUCAUUUGGAGUGAACAUUGAUUCCCUUAACAACCCACAAGAUCCCUUCGUGGAAAAUGCCAAGAAACUCUUGAGAUUUGAUUUCCUUGAUCCACUCUUUCUCAGCAUAAUUCUGUUUCCAUUCCUUAUCCCUGUAUUUGAAGUAAUCGGUAUCAGUCUGUUUCCAAAAAAUAUUACUGAUUUUUUCACAAAAUCUGUAAAAAGGAUUAAAGAAAGUCGCCUCAAAGAUACACAAAAGAACCGAGUGGAUCUUCUUCAGCUGAUGAUUAACUCCCAGAAUUCCAAAGAAGUGGACGGCCAUAAAGCUCUGACUGAUAUGGAGCUUGUGGCCCAAUCUAUUAUCUUUAUUUUUGCUGGCUAUGAGACAACUAGCAGUGUUCUUUCCUUCCUUACAUAUUUAUUGGCCACUCACCCUGAUGUCCAGCAGAAACUGCAGGAGGAGAUUGAUGCAACUUUCCCAAAUAAGAUGCUACCUUCCUACGAUGCCCUGGUGCAGAUGGAGUACCUUGACAUGGUGGUGAAUGAAUCUCUCAGAUUAUUCCCAGUUGCUGGUAGACUUGAGUGGUUCAGUAAGAAGAACAAGGACAGCAUAAAUCCGUACACAUACCUGCCUUUUGGAACUGGACCCCGAAACUGCAUCGGCAUGAGGUUCGCUCUCCUGAACAUGAAAGUGGCUAUCGUCAGAGUCCUGCAGCACUUCUCCUUCAAACCUUGUAAAGAAACACAGAUCCCCUUGAAAUUAAGCAAUCAAGGACUUAUUCAACCGGAAAAACCCAUUGUUCUGAAUAUUGAGUUGAGAAAUGGAACCUUGAGUGGCGCCUGACUUUCACUGAAGAUUCUGCUUUGUUCUUCCGGGAAGCUGGAUCCCACACCACCAGAGACCUCAGCUGACUCUGUGAAUAAAACCCGGGGAUGAAGAGGCUGUUAAUGUAGUGCACGUGAUGAGUAGGACUUCUGAAUGUUCAUUUCACUUUCCGGUGUCCCAGUGGAGUAUUAUAUAUCCUGGUAACAUGCAGUAGGACACUAAUGAGCACCAGCUUAUCUGGUUCUCUGGACUCUCUCUGUCCACCCCAAGUGAGCACCUUCUGCUCCUCCUGAGCUCUGAUCAAGAAUGAAAUUUCUCAACAAUUUCAUCAACCAUCUCUAAUGAAAACAAGAAUGAUUGCAGCAAUGAUUAUAGCACAUAUGUUGUUUUGAAUUUCUAUAUUAGGCAUUAUAUUGAUCAAGUCAAUAAACAUCUCUUUACAAAGUG